Solenopsis invicta (red fire ant) is the source of this 6580-nucleotide messenger RNA. It is a transcript of the gene ACXD, whose product is annotated as adenylate cyclase type 2. The coding region runs from base 1559 to 4975 and encodes 1138 amino acids. The record is from RefSeq and is a predicted model, not a curated record. Gene Ontology annotation, molecular function: adenylate cyclase activity. Lineage: Eukaryota; Metazoa; Arthropoda; Insecta; Hymenoptera; Formicidae. The transcript is spliced from 21 exons. Gene Ontology annotation, biological process: intracellular signal transduction; cAMP biosynthetic process; adenylate cyclase-activating G protein-coupled receptor signaling pathway.
UAUGACGUUUCGUUCAAUGAUAUUAGGUGGACCUCGUCUUUUGAACUGAUGACGUUUGAAUAACAUCAUGAAACUGAGAAGAAACUAAUCCGAUUUCGUCGCUGCAACUUUGUGAGUAAUAGUCCGUUUGAGCAGGCACACGAGGGAUAAAAUUUCUAAUGGACACUAGCCUUUCCUGUACGGCGACUCAACUGAUAUCGGAUACCGCGAUGCUAUCGUCGCUUUAUCAAAAGACAGAUAACUACAAUCGAAAAUCUUCCGUCAAACGUAACUGAGCCGCGGCUCUUCGAGCAACGUGUUCGCGCGGAGUCGGACGACACGGUUUGUGCUUUUUUUUUACGAUCCAUCGCGAGAAUUGUCGCGGCUUAUGCUGAGCCGCUAAUAGAAAUGAUCUAGUCAAGUUUACACACCGCGUUGUUCUCUUUUUUCUCUCUCUCUCUCUUUCUCUCCUCUUCUCUUAUUGUGUGAGUGAUUGAUCGGUUCACAAUAGCGGUAAGCGUGUCGCUCUUUCGUAAGUGACAUUAAACGCGCUGGGCAGGGCGACGACAGUUCCUCGUGUUUUUCGCGUCCGAUAAGACGACGGAAUGCCGAUAUCGCGGACAAAUGUGUUUAAUUGAAUAUGCCUUGGCCGAGUCCUAUUUACGAAUAAACACAUCCAGGAGUGCAGUUCGUCGCUGAUUCAAAAAUCGAAGAAAAAGGCGAGGGUGAAUCCAAUCUUCGGACGCAGAAAGGAUCGAUUACUCGACCCUGAGAACGCCGCAUUCAGAGGCGAAAGAACUUGGAAACUAUUCUUGGCGUUGCUCGGGUACGUUUUACCUGACACAGCUUGCUGAUAAGCUUGCGAAAGCUUUCGACAGAGCGGCUAAAAAUUCUUCUUCACUUCAUUGAAAAACGAAUAAUCGAAGCGUAAACGAAUAUAACGGCGCGAAGUGAAUUCUGGCAACACCUCUCUUUUGAAAUGCAAGCUGGUGGCGGAUGUGUCUGACUAAUACGUUAUUAUUGAGGCAUUUGUCGGUGUUCUUUUUUCGCGAGGUCUGCUUGAGUUCUUCGGAAAAGUGCUUCUGGCCCAGAAAUACAUUUCAUUUACUUGCCUCGAGAAACGAGACUUUUUUCUUUAACAACGGAAACGCUUUACGAUCUUUCUCGUUACUUUAUCGUUCGAUGCUAUGCUGUGCAUCAGAUAGAGUUUGCAAGCAUGAAAAAUCGGGAGCGUGUAUUAUAGUAGAUCGAAACAGAAGAGAGAAAAAAAAGAGAGAGAGAGAGAGAGAGAGAGAGAGAGAGAGAGAGAGAAAGGAGAGAGACAAAGUAGGGAAGUCACAGGGGGAGCGUUUCGAGUGGCCCAUUUCUCUUAUCACGAUAAAGCCUGGGCUUGGCUUGUCGCGAUCAUCACGGAGCUCGCGACGAUCAGGGUGAUUCACUUUUCAAUUGCGAUUCGUCGCGAUCGUUCUCCCCAGUCGCGGAUCCGUCAUCGCGAUGAAUACGACAGCCUCAAGCUCGCUGUCACCGCUGCCGCCGUCGUCGUUGUCGUCGUCGUCGUCGUCGUCUAACCAUCAACGACAUGGAUGAUCCAAAAUUGACCAACAACGGCAUCGGGAUGGACGUGGAACUGACUCGAGCGUCGCUGAGUUCGCUGCAGAAAGAGGACGACUGCCGCAUCGUCUCUCCCAACAGCUUUGAGGAGUGGACGUGGACUGGAUUGAGGAAAGAAUUCAAGUACAAGAAUCUAGAAAAGCUAUACACGAUUUAUCACAGGAGAAUACAGUAUGGUUAUCUCUCGUUAUUCAUCUUGCUACAACUCUUACUUGGACUUACGUAUUGCUUGUAUCUGGUCUUUAAGGUCGGCAUGAGAGAAUGCUUGGUGGACGUCGUAGUUUACUGUAUCGUGGGCGCUCUGUUAUGUCCUGUGAUCGCCCUAUCAUUCCGAUCGAGGCAGAUGUGCAUCGCCAAGAACAACUAUCUGCCGGUCAUGCUGUCCUGGAUAAUUAUUGUGCUCUUAGUCGUUUGCGAUCUGACCAUACCUCUAUAUUAUGUCUUCUCUUCCAACGAGAGUAUUCCGUCGUUAAGACCGGCGUACGCGACGCACUCGCUUCUCGCAUGCUACGUAUUCCUGCCGAUCACGAAGAAUUCGCACGCUCUCGUGCUCGGCCUUACGGCCAGCACGUGUUACCUGGCGACCCUGUCACUAAUCACCUACAGAAACGCGUCCGAUUUUACUACCAAGAUCGUCAGCGAUACGAUAUACUUCGUCUGCGUGAACGCUCUGGGCCUCUACUUCAGGUUCAUGAACGAGGUCGUCAUCAGGCGCUCCUUCCUGGACCGCCGGAAGUGCGUCGAGUCCACGCUCAGGCUCAACUACGAGAAGGAUCAAGAGGAGCAAUUAACGCGGAGUAUAUUGCCGCAACACAUAGUGGCGAAAAUCAAAAAGGACUUCCGCGAUAUCUUUAAGUUUAUAGAGGAGCACAAGAAGAGUCCCCCGCCGAAAGGCAGGCCGUACAGUGAUUUAUGCUUGGAGACGCACGACAACGUGAGCAUCCUGUAUGCGGACGUGGUGAACUUCUCCGGGUUGACCGUAACGCUGCCGAUACGAAAACUCGUGGAGACGUUGAACGAUCUGUUUGGCAGUUUCGACGAGGCUUCCGAGAGACACAAUGUCCUGAGAAUCAAAUUUUUAGGCGACUGUUACUACUGCGUGAGCGGCGUGCCCACGCCGAACUCUCAGCACGCCAAGAGCUGCGUCGAUCUCGGUCUUGAUAUGAUAAAAAUCAUCAACGAGGUGAGAGCGCGAGUCUAUCGCGAGAGUGGGGUGGACGUGAACAUGAGGAUCGGCGUGCACUCGGGCAACAUAAUAUCCGGAAUCCUGGGCACGAACAAGUGGCAAUACGACGUUUGGUCGCGCGACGUGGUGAUAGCGAACAAAAUGGAGCAAACGGGGAAGCCCGGCAAGGUCCAUGUCACUCAGCAGACGCUGGAUCUCGUGAACGCGAGCGACUACAACUACAUGCCGGUCGAGAGGUUGGACGACGAGGUCCUGCGAAAAUACGGAAUACGCAGCUAUCUCAUCACGCCGUCCUUGCCGGAGACGCCGAUACCGUCGCCGACGCGCGAGAACAGUUUGAAGACCAUUAGUCUGGACACGCCGACACUGUUAUAUUCCACGCCUAACAAGCACUACGUCAAGUACAACAAUGGACGUACCAACACCAUCAUCAGCACCAAUUCCAGAACGAGGAUGAUGGCGAACAAUCCAGCGGACGUUUUCGCGAACGCUUGCAGACGGAGAACGCACUUCAUGGAUUCUUGCCUACGGGAUUAUCAUCUGAUGUUGAAAGCAGCAGACGCCGAAAUGGAGAACGCAAUUAAACAGAUGCCCCUCAGCAAAUGGGAACAAUGGAGCAAUUGGAAGCACAUAAAUCCACUCUUCUUGACAUUUCGACAAUGGAGCUGGGAGAUUCCAUUUUUGCGCGAGCCAGACCCCGUCUUCAAAUUUUACAUCGUCUGCUCUGCUUUCGUGCUAGUCUUCAUGGGAUUCAUGUACCUUGUGCCCACGUUUAUGCUCUCUCAGUGUUAUUUGAGCACGCUUGUCGGUUAUACAUCGGCAUUGAUAUUCCUGAUUGCUUUAAUACCCCUUACGUGGAUGCAUUUCAUAUGGAACCGCUACAAGGACCCACACGACGAGCACGAAGGACACGUUCCGCACCCACGAAAUAAACUGCUAUACUUUUUUUAUCAAACAAGUGUGAAGGUUGUCUGGAGCGCCCUUCUAAGGACCAUCUUAUAUUUGGUGAUCACAAUAAUGUUAGCAGCAUGCGCCAUGUUGGACAUGAUUGUCGAAUGUAAAAACCCCGACCCGUUCGACAACAACACAACGUCCAGCGUGUCUAACGAUAACGUCACUUCCAAAUUUGAAUGCUUAUCUAAACCUUGGCAAAUGACAGCGACCUGCUCAUUGGCGAUUCUCACGAGCUUCCUCUUCCUGAGAGUCCACUACAUCUUGAAAUUCGCGAUAAGCAUCUGCGUGGUAGCAUUUUACGCGUGGAACGUUUGGCUGAACCGAUCUAAUAUAUUUCAGUUCAGUGACACGUGGAAUCCUCACAUGGACUCGAGACUGGCGCAUGUAUUGACCGUGGUGUUUCUCACAUUCUCCUUGCACUUAAUCGAUCGUCAGGCAGAAUAUUUGAGCAGGCUGGAUUAUCAAUGGAAACGUCAGCUAACGAAGGAACAGGAUGAAGCGUUUCACACGAGGAACGCCAACAAGCUUUUACUUCGUAAUAUCUUGCCGGAACACGUUGCGGAAUUUUACUUGAACAUGAACCGAACCGAGGAGAACGAGCCUUAUCACGAGGCUCACAAAAACGUUGCCGUGAUGUUUGCGUCGCUGACAGAGCUGUCGAUCGUCGAGAGUAACAUUCUCAGCGAUCUGAACGAGAUCAUUUGUGAAUUCGACAAGUUACUUUUCGAUCCCUGCUUCAUGUGUCGCAUUGAGAAGAUAAAGGUCGCUGGAACAACAUACAUGGCAGCUUGCGGAUUGGAUGCGCACCGGCGUGAUUCAAUGCACAGCACCGAGAGCGACGAGGGUGAUUGCAGCGACAAUGUGGUCAAGGUGAUGGCGCAAUUCGCCGUUCAAAUGAUGUCCGUGCUCGACAGAAUGAACGCGAGAUCGAAACCUCACAAAUUAAGGAUCGGCAUUUCUCACGGGGAGGUGACGGCCGGUGUCGUGGGGGCACAGAAGCCAUUGUACGAUAUCUGGGGCGACGCGGUGAACAUGGCGUCUAGGAUGGACACGACUGGAAUAGCAGGAAAAAUACAGGUAACAGCGGAUACGGCUGUCGUCUUGGAACAGCAAGGUGUCAAGUGUCAUCUACGCGGCGAGACGUACGUCAAGCCGAAAGGAGAAGUCACAACGUACUUUGUGGGCAUCGACGAGCAGGGAAUGUUGGAAAGAGUAGAUGCGGGGGAAGAGAGUACUAGUUUAUGACAAAAACGAUGAACGAUAACUCGAAUUAACUUUAGCGAUUGAGCUCUCCCGAUUGAUAAAUCGUUUCGGCGCGUGCAGGGUGUAGUCGAACGGUUGCUUUCUCCUUGCUUUCGAAUAACUGAGAGAACGAUAAAAAAAAAAUUACGAUUUAAAGAUUGAAAGUAUGAAAAGAAUUUUGUAUUCGGAGAUGCAACUCUAAUCGAGUUUAACGUACGAAAUAUUCAAGAAGAGAUUCUUUUGUCAAUGAGAUAAACCUCUUAUGCCUAUUUCCACCAACGCAGAUUAACUUUGAUCUCAGUUUAACUUACUCUUUAUCUUUCUUUAGUUCUAAGAAUUGGAAAAAGAUAAGGAGUAAGUUGAACUGAGAUCAAAGUUAAUCUAUAUUGGAGAAAAUGGGCAUUAUAAUUUCAUAUGAAAGGCCCAUUUGUAAUUGGUUAUAUCGUAUAAUGUGUUAAUAUUUGCAGUAUAAAUAAAGACGGUCGAUACAAGGCUGAAGAUAUUGUAGAAACAGAAGAAGCGACUCACAUUAGCUACAUCCUGCAGUGUCUGAGCGAGAAAGUGGAGAAACCAAAGAAAGUUAGAGAGACCAAAGAAGGCGGAGCACGAGAGGACGUGAAAUGACAGUAGAAUAACAUAAGGGGAUGUACCUCGAAUGAUUUAGGUUGUACGCGAGAACGCGGUACAGCGUCGUUAUUGCCGCAGGCCGAUUGUUAUCGCCGAGUAAUAAUAAUUUUAAUCAAAACGAAAGAGACUAUAUAAUGUAUGUGCGUACAUAAUUAAAAUUACGACAAUGUUUUUGCUAGAGUAUUAUGUUGUCUGAAAGUUAUACACAAAGAGAGAUAUCUGCAUCGAGCUAUUUUACGUAAUACACAGUAAUUAAUCGUUAUUAUUGGAUUGACUCGAUCUCCAUGUAGCACGCGAUUCUAUUAUAGGAUAUUCCGAUUUGCUCAGAACGUCGAGGAGAAUAUUUUAAAACAGCCGAUGUCCCACCAUCUAUAAGAAUGUAGUUAAUUAAAAACAGUCUAUAGCUCUAUAUAAAAAUUCAAAGGCAUUAUACGAUAUUAAAGUGUAAAGUGUAAAAUGACGCGAAGAGAGUUUGUCCAUAAAAUAUUAAAUAUCUUUAAGAAAUAUUCUAAGAACAUCGGCGCGUAUCCUAAGGAUAUCUCAUACGCGCAGUCAUUAAUCCAACGAUCGAAUAAUCUUAUUGCAGAUACAUAUUAAUUGAUAAAUCAUGACAGAUGCACGUCCGAAAAUCCUUGAGGAUCCGCUGAUUGUUCUUAGGACUAUAUUUUGCUAUGUGAAAACAGUGAUAUUGGAAAAUCGUGCUCGUUGAGUUCGUUCAUAUCUGUUCCUUCGUCGAAAGCAGGAUGGUACAAUUGUAAAGCAGAAUGUAAUUUAAUAUAUGUCUCUUUAACAUAUGUAUCUGUCGGCCGAAUAGACGACACGUCGUAAUAAAAAAUUGUGUGGCGAAAUAAAGAAUUGCGCUCCGCUUCGCAAUCAAGGCGAGCGAAAGAAUUUGCGACGAAAUUGAAAUCGAUGAGAAAAUACUAGUUGUCAAUUCGUGAGCGCGCAUCACAAAAACUAGCAACGCACGUCUGUCUUUUC